AGUACUUCCGGCCGUCGUUCUCCCGGCUUCCAGCCUCCGCCGGUGGCAGGGGAGGCUCCGUUGGCGCCGGCAAACGCGGGGACCAACGGGGGACUGAGCGGAAGUCCCGCCUCCGAAUCCCGGAAGCGCCCGGGUGAUUUGUCCCUUGGGUUGGCCUACCUCGCAGGGUUGUUGUUUCAGGGCAAAAGGAGCCAUGUCCACCCUCUUCCCUUCCCUGUUCCCGCGAGUCACCGAGUCUCUGUGGUUCAACCUGGACCGGCCCUGCAUGGAUGAGAAUGAACUGCAACAGCAGGAGCAGCAACACCAGGCCUGGCUGCAGAGCAUAGCUGAGAAGGACAAUAAUUUGGUGCCAAUCGGGAAACCAGCCUCUGAGCAGACUUACGACGAGGAGGAGGAAGAGGACGACGAGGACGACGAGGACAGUGAGGAGGACUCCGAGGACGAUGAGGACAUGCAGGACAUGGACGAGAUGAACGACUACAACGAGUCCCCCGACGAUGGGGAGAUUAACGAGGUGGACAUGGAAGGGGCAGAACAAGACCAAGAUCAGUGGAUGAUUUAGACGAUGUCGAACAAGCCGCCGCUGCUGGGAAUGGCAGUCCACGAGCACCAAGGGGCCUCCUGAGCCUGGCUGCCCCCACCCAGACCCACAUGGGUGCCCUGCGCCCACGGCAACUCCCUGCCGGGGAGGGGGGUCUUAAGGUCUGCCAACUGCCCCGCCAGCUGACCUCCUGCGCCUCUCUGCUGACCCGCUGACCAGAGUGAAAGCCUUGAGGGUUGGGUCUGCCUCUCUUUUUCGGCCCGUUGGUGGGCUUCCUGCUCUCCGUCGAAGUUCUUUUGUAAAUAAAAUAUUUCUUUUUUUUAUUCAA
Molecule: messenger RNA, 869 nt
Organism: Pseudonaja textilis
Lineage: Eukaryota; Metazoa; Chordata; Lepidosauria; Squamata; Elapidae
Source: RefSeq, a predicted model, not a curated record